UUAAGGACUGAGCAGGGAGAAAAGGCUUUGCUGAUGAUCACAAGAAUUCUAGAAACUUUGUAUUUUGGGAUUUUCAGGCCUAGUGACUGCCCUUUAAGCCUGCUUUUGUUGGCCUGCUACAUCAACAUAAAAGCUACUUCUGCUAUCAGAAACAAGGACUUUUUCCAUCUGUUUUUGGUGACUUCAACCAGUUUAACCUGACAGACAAUGGCUUAUUUACUGGUUUUACUGGUGCUGAUCCUAGUUUCAGUAUCUGAGUCCUUCCAUCCGGAGCACCUCGGUCACUUUGACUGGCAGAAGAGCAUUCGACCAGGCGAGGGAUGCCCUAAAAAAUGUCACCCUGAGCACUGUCCAGAUGUUAGGCAGCUGCAGGGUUGUCCAGCCGGGCUAGUUCGUGACCAGUGCGGGUGUUGCUGGGAAUGUGGAAACGAUGAGGGGCAACUGUGUGACCCAGAGCCCCGAUCUGGGUCUACUUUUUACGGGCGCUGUGCUGAAGGUCUGCGCUGCAGAGCCCCACGCAGAAACCCCACAGGUGAACCCAGAGCCAUCUGUGUGUGCAGUAAACAGGAAACACUCUGCGCUUCUGAUGGAAAGACAUAUAAAAAUAUAUGCCAGUUUCGGGCGGCCCAACACAAGCAAGGCAAAGGUCAGAUGCUGACAAUGGUGCACCAUGGACCCUGCAAGUCAAAACCAGUUAUCACUUAUGCUCCCCGUGACAUCGUCACAACCAAAGGAAGUGAUGUCAUCUUUUCCUGUGAGGUGUCAUCGUAUCCAUUGGCCUCCAUCCAGUGGAGUAAAGGAGGAGACGUUAUUUCUUUCCCUGCUGAUGAUUCAAGCACAGCUGUACAGGCCCGUGGGGGUCCGCGGCGGUUUGAAUUGACCGGCUGGCUCCAGAUUCAAGGAGUUGGGCCGAACGAUGCAGGUGUGUACACAUGCACCGCCAGGAACGCCUUCGGAGAGGUGUCUGCCUCCGCCAGAUUACAGGUUACACGUGGAGGUUCUCAGCUCACCAAAGAGUUCUGGCAAAAAGAAAACGAGGCUUAUAGAAUAUCAGGCGAAGAGGAGAAUGUCGAUGAUGAAGAUUACGAAGGCCAGCCAAGUGGAUACAUGUAUUUGUAACAUACAGAGAUUAUAAAAUCAUAGCAUUUAAACACAGAUGUUUUUUUCAGCAUAAAAUGUGUACUCUUCAAAUUUUUUAUUGCCCUUUUAAGGGUUUAUGUUUAAGUGUGAGCAUUGUACAUAAAUCCAAAUAAUUUCUAUUCACUCUUGAGAAUUGUACUUAAAAAUAGAACUUAAUUAAAUCAUUGAUUUACAAAUUGAGUCCUUUGUUGUUUGUGAUCUAAAAUCUAAAAUAUUUGCUAAGAGUCCGUUUAGGGUAAAUCGUUAUUGCCCAACGUUAUUAUGCAAAAGUGCACAUGCCAGACUUUUCUAAAAGCCAAAAAAAGGCCAUUGAUGCUGCUGUGGCACGCAUUUCCCCUGAACCCAUUCCCUGCCGUUGAAUAAAACAUCAGCAGUGUCUCUCCUCACUUCUGUCUUCUCAAAGACGCUGAGCAGAAAAAAAAAGCACCCAGGUUAAGUUGUUUGAAAGCUCUGGUAUUAAGAGGCGUUUUACACUUAAGAAGUUGGUUUCGCAGGGUUUUCUCUUCCCUCCCCUAUUGAUUGAUGCUUAGCUAUCAAUGCAUAAUAGAAAAGCACUCAGGACAAAUGUGGGGUUAUGGCCUUCCAGGGAGAGAGCAGACCA
Messenger RNA from Onychostoma macrolepis, 1741 nucleotides. It is a transcript of the gene kazald2, whose product is annotated as Kazal-type serine peptidase inhibitor domain 2. Gene Ontology annotation, biological process: regulation of signal transduction; regulation of cell growth. The record is from RefSeq and is a predicted model, not a curated record. The coding region runs from base 208 to 1119 and encodes 303 amino acids. Gene Ontology annotation, molecular function: insulin-like growth factor binding. Gene Ontology annotation, cellular component: extracellular region. NCBI's taxonomy places the organism in Eukaryota, Metazoa, Chordata, Actinopteri, Cypriniformes, Cyprinidae. The transcript has 4 exons.